AUGUGUAAAUAUAUGACAGAACCAACGAAGCUGUGCACGUCAAAGGUGUUUAUCGACCCAACAAUGUCGGAUCAGCGGAUUAUCAUUAACGUCAGUGGUCUGCGUUUUGAAACACAGAAGACUACGUUGAACCGCUUUCCAAACACAUUACUGGGAUGUCCUCACAGAAGAAACCGGUACUAUGAUGCACUACGCAAUGAGUACUUCUUCGAUCGUAAUAGACCCAGUUUCGACGCAAUUUUGUAUUUUUAUCAAAGUGGUGGACGUCUCCGAAGACCAGUAAAUGUGCCGAUUGAUGUUUUCACGGAAGAGAUCAAAUUUUACGAUCUGGGUGAGGAUGCCUUUGAGAAGUAUCGAGAGGACGAGGGCUUUAUCAAAGAGGAAGUGCAUAUCCUCCCAAAAAACGAGUUUCAGCGAAAAGUUUGGCUACUGUUCGAGUAUCCUGAGAGCUCUACCGCGGCAAGGUUUAUUGCAAUUGUCUCUGUGACAGUUAUCGUGAUAUCAAUAAUAAUUUUUUGUGUUGAAACCCUUCCGAAUUUCCGUCAGUAUGAACUGCGUUAUACGGAGAAUGUCGACACACCUGAAAUUGUGCUAGUUGACACACCAGAUACUUCCGGAGCAUGUUUUGUCAUGGAAUCUUUAUGCAUCAUUUGGUAUACCUUUGAGUUACUUGUCAGGUUUGCAUCCUGUCCACAAAAGUUUGCUUUUUUUCGGCAAAUCAUGAACCUCAUAGACAUAGUGUCCAUCAUCCCAUACGCUAUUACAGUAGGAACAGUUGUGGUGGAGAAUACGAAAGCACAAAAUCAGGCGAUGUCUCUGUCAAUCUUGAGGGUCAUUCGACUAGUCCGAGUUUUCCGAAUAUUCAAAUUGUCUAGACAUUCAAAGGGGUUGCAAGUUCUUGGUCAGACACUGCGGGCCAGUUUCCGUGAGCUUGGACUACUCUCAUUUUUCCUUUUCGUAUGUGUUGUGCUCUUCUCUGCGGCAGUUUACUAUGCAGAGUUCGAUUCAACCGAACAACAAUUUCCAAGUAUUAUUGACGGUUUCUGGUGGGCAGUUGUGACAAUGACGACGGUAGGUUACGGAGAUAUGCGACCCGUUACCAUGUGGGGAAAAAUUGUCGGAUCUAUGUGUGCCAUAGCUGGUGUUUUAACUAUUGCUCUACCGGUACCAGUUAUUGUGUCGAACUUUAACUAUUUCUAUCACCGCGAAUCAGAGACGGAGGAUAAAUCUGUGUACAUCCAUGUAUCAAAUUAUAACAAGGGACUCAGUUCAUCGGAAGAAGAUUCAGCACCACAUGACAGCGAUGCCAAAUUCACCGAAGCGUGCCUCCCCAGAAGCCCAUUUAAAAACAAAUCUUGUAAAGAGCCCACAGAUGAGAAUAUUGCCCCUCAGUCGGGCGGAAAGAAACGCAAACCAGUAGCAGUAUUAUCCUGUAUCGAGGCGCCCGAUGCUUCUUCAUUUGAUGGGACGGAUGCCUCAAGUGAGAAGGCUCCACAGAAAGUUACGACUCGGUCUACAGGAAAUCUAGAGUCUCUUUCCUACAGACAUCAUCAUCAGGAAUUCCAAGAAGUAAUGCAACAACAUGAGCUGCAGGCUCAGCGAUUCAAAGAUAUUUACCCACAGCAAAAUUAUGCGGCACAGGCCAAAAGAGCUUCCAUUCAGAACACGACAUAUGUUGUCGCAGAGCCGGACCGCAAAGACACUUCGCACUCUUCCGUACAAUGA
This is a messenger RNA of Opisthorchis viverrini, 1725 nucleotides long. RefSeq lists its product as hypothetical. Gene Ontology annotation, cellular component: voltage-gated potassium channel complex; membrane. Gene Ontology annotation, biological process: protein homooligomerization; potassium ion transmembrane transport. The record is from RefSeq and is a predicted model, not a curated record. Gene Ontology annotation, molecular function: delayed rectifier potassium channel activity; protein binding. Lineage: Eukaryota; Metazoa; Platyhelminthes; Trematoda; Opisthorchiida; Opisthorchiidae. The transcript has a single exon. Bases 1 to 1725 code for a protein of 574 amino acids.